AUUUGGACUUUCCAAAGGCAACUCAGGUCUGCAGCAACUGAUACAGAGGAAGUUGCGGAACCAUAGAGCGAGCGUUUCUAUAACGACCGGACGUUUUUCUCGGGCGGACCAAGUAACCUCCAUGACAUGGAUGUAUGAAACAAUUGACAGCAAUAGCGAGUCAAUGCUGGCCACUCUGUCCACGAUGAUGUCUCAUGGUUUCAAGAGCAGUAAGCAGAACUUUACCUUUGGACAAUGGAAAGUGACUGCUGCCAAAAAUCACAUUAUGAAAUCCAAAGACGUCGAAAGGUUAGCAGAAGAGAUGAACAUGCCUUCCCUUCCAGAGAUGCUGUUUGGAGACAACUUCUUACGUAUCCAACACCUAGAUGGCUAUGGCAUUGGAUUCAAUGCCAUUGAUGCCCUUAGGAGAGUAAACAACAUGGAGGAUGCUGUCAAGGUGGCCUGUGCUCAAGAAUGGCAGGAAAGCAGGGCUGAUUCUGAACACUCAAAAGAGGUGGUGAAACCUUACGACUGGACAUACACCACAGACUACAGAGGCACUCUAAUGGGAGAAGAUAUGCAGAUAAAGGUGACUGAGACAGCAGAGCGUAUCGAUAUGGAGAAGCUGAAGGCUCGAGAACAGAUCAUGUUCUUUGAUGACGUGCUGCUGUUUGAGGAUGAGCUGCAUGACCACGGAGUGUCAAUGAUCAGUGUAAAAAUUAGGGUGAUGCCCACCAGUUUCUUCCUGUUGCUGCGUUUCUUCCUACGUGUGGAUGGAGUGCUGAUAAGAAUAAAUGACACUCGACUGUAUCAUGAGGCUGGAAAUAAUUACAUGCUACGAGAGUUCAGCACCAGAGAAAGCAAAAUAGCGGAACUAAAGAAUGUUCCUGCUGCACUGUACACUGAUCCAAAUGAGAUCGCCCAGCACUUGUCACUGAAGCUGACAGUGUAUGAGAAACUGGAAUUUCCCGUGCCACAUGCUCAGACAGCUGUUAAUGAAGUUCUCCAGUGACCAGUACACUAUAAGAUCCAGGAUCCCCGAUGCAGCCACAUCGUGAACGUGAAUCUUGACCAUGAUGAUGGAUGGCAGAUUGUGAUCAUGGAUCGUCAUCAUGGUGGCAGCUGAACAUGGAUUUUCAAUACAUCUAUAUUGCUCCCUUCAUCUUUUCUUUUCUACGAAGAUUAAAAUACAAAUACAUUGAUAAACAUCUUCAUUUUAGUUAGACACUGCCUUUUCUUAUCAAUAGUGUAAAUAUUUCUAUUUUAUUGAUGUGCUCUGCUACUUGCAGCAUCUGUUGCACUUCUGUUUGUCCUGGGAGAGUGAUCCCUCACGCAUUGCUCACUCUUAUGUUUCUGUUUUUUUUCCUCCUGUUGAUAGACGGGAGGAGGGGGGGUUAUUUUGUAAUUUGUGUAUGUGGUCCACGUUUCCCGUAUUUUUUGUAUUGAUCAGAUCUUAGGCAGAAAGUUAACUUCUCCAUGCAGUGUAUUUCAUUAACAUUAUCGGCCACAUCGUCCAUCAUACAGCUUCUUGCUCGCCACCAGUAAUACUUUUUAAAGGUACUCAUCGUGAGUCCUGAAAUUAUCUUGGAUUUUGCCCAAGUAUAGUGUGACAAAAUAACAGUCAACUUCCAUUCCAAAGAUAUUCCUUAUUUCUUUUGCAACCUUUUGCCAAUAUGAUUGAUCAGAGGUCAGCCCUAAAGGAUAUGGUCCGCCAUUGAUUAACCACACUGCCUCUUGCAGAUAUCUUGACCCCGAUAACCCUGCUGUACAAAUUUCUGAAAAUUGUAAAAUGUUCCUUUAUCAUGAUUCUUGCCACGACAUUGAGUUGUUAGUCCUAACUUGACACUCCCAGAUAUCACGCCAGUCCUUCAGAAAUGUUCAGCCAGAGUUAAUCUCCCAUUUUUGUUUGACCUGAACGGUACAAUAAUGGUUAUAUAUUUUGGAUAUAUGAUGUUUGUUGUCACUAUUCUAAUAAGAAUCAAUAAAUAUAUUGACCAGAUUGGCCCACUGCC
Molecule: messenger RNA, 1991 nt
Organism: Pleuronectes platessa (European plaice)
Lineage: Eukaryota; Metazoa; Chordata; Actinopteri; Pleuronectiformes; Pleuronectidae
Gene: tiprl
Product: TIP41, TOR signaling pathway regulator-like (S. cerevisiae)
Exons: 9
Coding region: 122-991 (289 amino acids)
Biological process (GO): TOR signaling
Cellular component (GO): cytosol
Source: RefSeq, a predicted model, not a curated record